Emericellopsis atlantica is the source of this 2361-nucleotide messenger RNA. RefSeq lists its product as uncharacterized. Lineage: Eukaryota; Fungi; Ascomycota; Sordariomycetes; Hypocreales; Bionectriaceae. Gene Ontology annotation, cellular component: THO complex part of transcription export complex. The record is from RefSeq and is a predicted model, not a curated record. Gene Ontology annotation, biological process: mRNA processing; mRNA export from nucleus. The transcript has a single exon. Bases 1 to 2361 code for a protein of 786 amino acids. Gene Ontology annotation, molecular function: mRNA binding.
AUGAAGGCCGGUAUUGUUGUACUUGUCGCUGCGGCGGCGGCGUAUGUCAUCCCUCGCGACGCCUCCCACAGCACUUCCCCCACCCUGGCUCUGGAGCGUCGUACGCCCAAGACCGCACGUGCACUCACCGAAAGUCAUCACGAGUAUCUCGCCGCCAUCGCGGACGCCGAGGGCACCUCCCGUCUGACCAAACUCCACGAACGCAGAAAGAAGAGAUCCCCUGAGGAGCCUCUGCAUCUCGACAUGCGCCCUGCUCACAGAUAUUACGGUUUCGAAACCCCUGAGCAAAAGCAGGCGAGACUCGAGGCGCAACUGGUGGACGUCGCCCAGCACUUGUUGGACAGGCCUAUAGAGGGCGAUGAUCCUGCUGAUUACAUGCACCCCGAACUGAAGGAGAAAUGGCUCAAGUAUGUGAAGGACGACGCUGAGAAGAAGAAUCCGCCAAAGACACCAAAUGUAAAAGAGACUCCUGCACAAGCACCGAAGGUAGAGCCUCCUGCAAAGCCUGACCCCAUGGAACUCAAUGUCGCUGCGGAGCCAGAACAGCCUCUGAAGCCCACGGAUGCAUCCACUUCUGAAUCGUCUCCUGACGAGCAGUAUGAGGAGCUUGAACCUACUGCCGAGGAUGGAGUAUCUGACGAGGUGGAACCUCAGGAGCCCGAGAUUCAGCCUGAGCAGCAGGAAACGCUAGAAGAGGACGCUAAAGAGCUUCAGGAGCCUCAGAAGCCUGAGGAGCCUGAAGUACAAAGUGAAGAACAAGUCAUCGCUGAGGAUGAGACCUCUGAUGAGGUAGACCCUCCAGCGCCCGAAGAGCCGAGCGACGAACAAGUCCAACCUGCCGAGACCAACGCACCUGAGGAGGUAAAGCCUAACAAGAAGGAAGAGGUACCCAAGGAAGUCAAGAAAGCACAUAAGACUGCCAAGCCUCCAAAAGGGUCAAAGGGGUCAAAAGGGUCAAAAGACUCAAAAAGCUCAAAAGGGUCAAAAGGGCCUAAAUAUAGCGGGAAGAAAAGCGGGGAUAUUGGCAUUGACAAGCUACUCAGUGGUGCAGUGGACAAUAUCCGCAAAGGCAUGGGUAAAGGACUUAAAGCAGGGUCUGCCAUAGCAGGCACGGGCGUCCCAGCAGCUGCGGUUCUCGGGGCCGCAAGCGUCGGACCUGAAGGCCUUACCGCAGCCACUGGCCCUGGCACUGCCGCUGUGGGAGGUGAGGAGCUUGCAAAGGCCAAAGUUCCUGGAACGGAGAGCCUUGCAGAGGCUCUGAACCUUGGAGGCGUUGGGAAACCUGCGGAUGCAGUCAUUGAAGCGGAAGCCCUCGGGAACACGGAUUAUCUUGCUACUUCUGAAGCGCUUUCAGGCGCAGAUGGUCCCGGAAAGGGGCACGACAAUCUCCCAAGUAUUGAUCUCGACCUCGUCACUCCCGGUGCCGAAGCUGUAGGAGCUGAGACUGACCCAGCAACCAAGGGUCACUCUGUGAUAGGUACUGGUAGUAAGAUCCUGGGAGCGACCGCUUUUGCGGGAGGCGUGGCGAGCAAGAUUGCCGAAGGCGUGACGAAGCUGAGCAACCCACUGCCCAACCCACCAGCCAACGCGACCAGGAAGCAAGACGAGGUGCAAGCGGAGAUGGAGCUCGGUCCGAGCACUCUCUACGAAGGAGAUCAGGAGGAGGACCAGGACGAGGAAGACCGAGAGCCAGACGACCGCGACGAUUUCGACAUGGACCUGAUCGAGGCCGACCAGGAUGGAGACAACCAGGACGUGGGCAAUGCCGGGGGCGCGAAAGAGGAGAAAGCCAACAAAGUGUUGGAUUUCUUCGGCAAAGCAGCCAAGAGGCUGCUUGACAUUCUCAAAAAACUACGAGCUCUGCAGGUGGAAAGCAAGUCUGCAAGGAAGAAGGACAAGGCGAAUGCCAAAAAGCAAAAGGCCAUAGACGACGCCGAAAAGCAGAAGGACCAGGAAACCCCCCAGAAGAAGCAGGACAAGGAUGUCACGCAAAAGCAGAAAGUCAAGGAAAACGCGCAGAAGAAGAAGGGCAAGGUGAACGCUCAAAAGCAAAAGGACAAGGCGAGCGCUCACAAGCACAAGGACAAGGAAACGCCCGAACAGCCCAAGGUCAAGGAAACACCCCCAAAACAGAAGGGCGUGGAGAAUAUCCUAAAGCAAAAGGGCCCGGAGAACCCCCUUAGCCAGAAGAACAAGGAGAAUGCUCAACGGCUGGCCGAACUGCGGCAGGGCGCGGGAGAACGCUUGAAGGCGACGGCUUUUGGUGACAAGGAGCUCGGGCGUAUGGGGUUUGCCGCCACAGGGAACGAAGUGGCGGGCGGCGAGUCUGAGACGAAGGGCAAAACGGCCGGCCAUCGCUAG